GUUCACUUGACAUCCUGCUUGUGCUGUGAGAGUUUGGGAUUUAAAAAACUAGUGAAGUGAGCUCCAGCUUCAGGAAUUCACUCAGCUUCAUUUGGCAGGCUCGUUGAUAUCUCAGGCUCAGGUUACCAGAAUCUCUGAAUCUCACACGCACCAACCGACAGCUGUGACCAGGAAGCCCACCUCGGACAUUUUACCCCGCCAAACGCAUCGCAUCACCCCCACCCCUCCUUAGGGCAAGUGUCGUCGAUCGACUUCAUGGAAAAUGCCCUUUCCAUUUGUACUUCCAACCACGUCACCAUUCUCCUUUUCCAAACAUUUCAGCAGCGAUUCUCACCCCUCUCUUCCCUUAUCGGCAAGCACCUAUCGUGGCGUGCUCCGGGAUUGCUUGAAGAAACACAAGCGUUUACCACCACACGAGCAGUCCUCAAACCUCGGAAAUGUCAUUCUCGCCUUGAACAACUACAUCCCGUAUCUUCUAGUGCUAGAUGAAGGUCUAGGAAGUCGACCGGUGGCUGGGGAGGAGAUAGAUGUGUUGUUGAAAGACACACCGACUUUGCAAUGGAGAUCCACCAUCUCGGAUAACCCUAUUCCAGGACGGGAUCGCGGAAAAAUCAAGAUCGCAUCUUUGGAGUAUGAGAUUUAUUUUGUGCUCUCGAUUCUGGGGUAUUCACAGACUUUGCUUGCGAGAGCGUCACUACAUCCUCUUUACUCUUCCGCAAAUGCCUCGCCUAGUACGGAACAGCGUACUCUGGCGAUCACUACAGCUACCAAGCAUCUAUUGUCCGCAGCUUCAGUUCAUGAUUACAUAUCUACACGGACUGAUCAGUUGUCUUCCGAUCCACCAUGUGUAGAUAUCACCAAGACAGCUUUCCGGGCUUUUUCAUCUCUUGCGAUGGCUGAAGCAACGCUCCUGGCUGUUCUGAAAGAUGAUCCCUAUCCAGCGGCCGUAGCACAGGAUCGUAAUAAGAAUGACAAGGAAUGGAUGAUUAAAGCGCCUGAGAUUCCCAAGGUUAGAGCACAUCUCUUCGCCCGUCUAUGUUUAGCUGCUGCUGAACAUGCUGCCAAUGCACAUUCGUUAUUAAGCACCGCAUCAGGGAAAGGAAAGGUUGAUGCGGAUUUACUCAAGUACGUAGAGGAUCUACGAAAGACGGGGAGGGGAAAGGCAUGUCGAUUUUUUGGGAUUGACGCCGAGCUUGGUGGCCAGACUGGUGUGGGUAUUGCGUGGUUGCAGGCUGGGACCUAUGAGUUGGGCUUUUCUUCUGCGAGGAAGGAGGACGGGAGUAAGAAAAGUCUUAGCUUGGGACGAUUGAAGAAAGAUUGGACGGAGAAGAAGGAGGAUAAGAGAAUUGAGAAGGGAGCAGCUUGGGGGUCUGACGCCGGGAGGUUAGAGGAGAGUAGGGUGAUUGAGAUGCUGGAUAAGAAGUGGAACAAGAUGAACGAUACCGUAAGUCUCAAACGUCGUUUUUCUUUUUCUUCCUUUCCUUUCGAACUUGACUAAUGGUAUACAGAUCAACACCAAAAUCAUACCCCAAAUCGGACCUCUAAUGGCUUCCAUGCCAUCAGGACGAGAAAUCCACAGUAUGAAACCAUUCGUACCCCCAACUCUAGACCUCUCAGUCCUGGAAGCCAUGCGGGCACCACCCGAUCGAGUGGAUGACUACGGAAGUGCAGAGGACUCGGACGAGGAAGGUGGGGGACAAACACCCGUGGGAGCUUUCCCCGGGACGAAAACGGAUUACCGGAGUGAGAGUAGGAAUAACUACUUUUGAAUGUUACUGUACUGUACUGUAUUUACAAGAGUCUUCCC
This is a messenger RNA of Hymenoscyphus albidus, 1807 nucleotides long. NCBI's taxonomy places the organism in Eukaryota, Fungi, Ascomycota, Leotiomycetes, Helotiales, Helotiaceae. The record is from the annotation of a GenBank genome assembly.